Molecule: messenger RNA, 8005 nt
Organism: Pseudopodoces humilis (Tibetan ground-tit)
Lineage: Eukaryota; Metazoa; Chordata; Aves; Passeriformes; Paridae
Source: RefSeq, a predicted model, not a curated record
AUGCCAGCCAUCCUGGUGGCCUCCAAAAUGAAAUCGGGACUACCUAAACCCGUACACAGCGCUGCUCCAAUCCUUCAUGUCCCAACGGCCAGGACCAUCCCACAGCCCUGUUACCUGAAGUUUGGGAGCAAGGUGGAGGUAACGAAGCCAUUGUAUUCCAGCCAGAUUCCUCUCAAAUCUUCCAAUGGACAAGAAAACACAGGAGAUGGCCUCCCAGCAAGGAAGAGUAGCUCGGUAGAAAAUGGAUUUGACACACAGAUUUAUACUGAUUGGGCUAAUCACUAUCUAGCAAAAUCUGGUCACAAAAGGUUGAUAAAGGAUCUACAGCAAGAUGUGACUGAUGGAGUCCUGCUAGCUGAAAUAAUCCAAGUUGUAGCAAAUGAAAAGAUUGAAGACAUCAAUGGCUGCCCAAAAAAUAGAUCUCAAAUGAUUGAAAACAUAGAUGCAUGCCUGAGUUUCUUGGCUGCUAAGGGGAUUAACAUCCAGGGGUUGUCAGCAGAAGAAAUCAGGAAUGGGAAUCUAAAGGCCAUCCUGGGCCUCUUCUUCAGCCUGUCUCGUUACAAGCAGCAGCAGCAGCAGCAGCAGCAGCAGCCCCAGCACCAUCCGUCCCAGCAAGCAGGGCCUCCAUCCCAGUGCCAGGUGGGCGUCCCUCAGCAGCAGGUACCAGCUCUGCUCCAGACUCCGUGCCAACAGCCCCCACAAGCUGUGCAGCAUCAGUUCAAAGCACAACCAGAAAUGCAGUCCAGUGCAUCUCCCAGGGACUCAUCUCAAAGCAAAAUCAUCCGAUUCACUCUUGGUCAGAAAAGGUCUUCUAGGCUUCCAGGUCCCACCACGAGGGUGUCCACUGCAGGCAGCGAGGCCAAAGCUCGUGGUUCCAUCAGUGCCAACAACAGACGCAGCCAGAGCUUUAACAACUAUGACAAAUCUAAGCCUGGACUUCUCCCUCCAACCCCAACAAACAGCAAUGACAAAGAGCCUGCAGACAGCAUGGCUUUCCAGCCCACAGGAAUGAAUGAAAAUGUCUCAUCCUCUGUUCAAAGCUGCGGUACUGCUGUUCCUUGCAAUAACUCCUCAGCCAUCCCUCAGCCCAGCUCUGCUAUUAAACCUUGGCGCAGCAAGUCCCUCAGUGCCAAGCACACAGCGACGUCUUCCAUGUUAUCCGUGAAGCAGCCAGCACUGGAGCCUCCAAAGCCACCCUCAGAAAUCACCAAAACAGCUCCCAACGGUCAGAAAUCCAUGCUGGAGAAACUAAAACUCUUCAACAGCAAAGGGGGCUCCAAAGCAGCAGGGACAACACUGGAGUGUCCGGGCUCUCGGGACAACAGCUGUGAAAAGCUGGAGACGCUUCUCACCUUUGAGGAGAGUGAAGAAAUUGAUGCCACCAAUCAGAAUGUCAACAACCUAGGAUCGAUGUCCAGCAGCCCCAAAAUUGCACUCAAGGGAAUUGCACAAAGGACUUUCAGCCGUGCACUGACUAAUAAGAAAAGUUCUCCAAAGGGUAAUGAGAAGGAGAAAGAGAAACAAAAAGAGAAAGAAAAGGAUAAAAGUAAAGACAUAACAAAGAGAACAUCCAUCACUGAGAAGCUGGACCUGAAGGAGGAACCUAAAGAGCAGACAGCAGUAACAACAACAACAGAGAUGCCAAAAAAGUCGUCCAAGAUCACAAGCUUGAUCCCUAAAGGAGGGAAGCUGAACAGUGCCAAGAAGGAGGCCUCUGCCCCUUUGCACAGUGGAAUACCAAAACCAGGAACAAAAAACACCACAGGGAAAUCCUCAAGUGCCCCUGUUCCUGCAAAGGAAGGCGAGAGGAGCCGUGGCGGGAAAGCCAGCUCAGGGCUCUCACAUCAGAAGUCCCAGCUGGACAGCCAUCAUUCCAGCUCCUCCUCCAGCCUGGCUUCCUCUGAGGGGAAGGGCGUUGGGGGCCCCCACAGCAGUAGCAGCAGCCAGGCCGUGAACGGGCCUGCAGUGACAACCCACACCACAGGCAGCAACACCGUGAGUGUGCAGCUACCUCAUCCUCAGCAGCAAUACAGCCACCCCAACACCGCCACCGUCGCACCCUUCAUGUACAGAUCUCAGACAGACAAUGAAGGGAACGUAACAGCCGAGGCCAGCACAGGAGGGAUCAGCAUGGAUUCUGCUCUUUAUGUCAAAACUGCCCAGCCUGCUGUUGAGGACCUCUCAGGAGAGGAUCCAGAGACUCGGAGGUUGAGGACUGUGAAAAACAUCGCUGACCUUCGGCAGAACCUGGAGGAAACCAUGUCCAGUUUGCGGGGAACCCAGGUCACCCACAGCACAUUGGAGACCACAUUUGAUACCAACGUCACCACUGAGAUCAGCGGGCGCAGCAUCCUCAGCCUGACAGGCCGGCCAACACCACUGUCCUGGAGACUGGGCCAGUCCAGCCCACGGCUGCAGGCUGGCGAUGCGCCGUCCAUGGGGAACGGGUACCCGCCCCGGGGGAAUGCCAGCCGCUUCAUCAGCACCGAGCCUGGUGCCGGGCGCUACCUGUACUCGGCACCGCUGCGGCGGCAGCUGGCCACACGCGGCAGCAGCGUCUGCCACGUGGACAUCACCGACAAGGCUGGCGACGACAUAGACCUCGAGGGCAUCGCCAUGGAUGCCUCCGGAUACAUGAGCGAUGGCGACGUGCUGGGCAAGAACAUCAGGGCUGACGACAUCACCAGUGGGUACCUGACUGACGGUGGGCUGGGGCUGUACACACGGCGGCUGAACCGGCUGCCCGACAGCAUGGCCACGGUGCGGGAGACGCUACAGCGUAGCACAGCCCUGGGGCUCGGCGACGCCGACAGCUGGGAUGACAGCAGCUCUGUCAGCAGUGGGAUCAGUGACACCAUAGAUAAUCUCAGUACCGAUGACAUUAACACCAGCUCCUCUAUCAGCUCCUAUGCCAACACACCUGCCUCCUCCCGCAAGAACUUAGAUGCACAGACUGAUGCAGAAAAGCAUUCCCAGGUGGAACGGAAUUCCUUAUGGUCCAGUGAUGAAGUCAAGAAAUCCGACGGGGGAUCUGAUAGCGGCAUAAAAAUGGAGCCGGGAUCUAAAUGGAGGCGGAAUCCUUCUGAUGUGUCAGAUGAGUCUGAUAAAAGCACUUCUGGUAGGAAGAACACUGUUAUUUCCCAGACGGGCUCCUGGCGACGGGGCAUGUCAGCUCAGGUUGGCAUUACCACACCAAGGCCUAAACCUUCAACUGCCCCAGGCACAUUAAAGACACCUGGAACAGGGAAAACUGAUGACGCCAAGGUAUCAGAAAAGGGUAGACUAUCUCCUAAAGCUGGACAUGUUAAACGUUCCCCAUCAGAUGCAGGACGCAGCAGUGGUGAUGAAUCCAAAAAGCUUCCCACAAGUAAUUCUAGGACAGCUGCUGCUAAUGCUAAUACAUUUGGAUUUAAGAAACAGAGUGGGUCAGCCGUAGGCAUGACCAUAAUCACUGCCAGUGGGGCAACUCUCACCAGUAGAUCGGCUACCUUGGGAAAGAUCCCCAAGUCAUCUGGACUCAUGGGUAGGACCACUGGUCGGAAGACUAGUGUUGAUGGCUCCCAGAACCAGGAUGAUGGCUACUUAGCACUUAGUGCACGAACUAAUCUUCAGUACCGUAGCUUACCCCGGCCCAGUAAAUCCAGUAGCAGAAGUGGAGCUGGGAAUAGAUCUAGCACAAGUAGCAUAGACUCCAACAUAAGCAGCAAGUCAGCUGGUUUGCCUGUCCCUAAAAUCAGAGAACCUGCCAAGGUAAUCCUUGGAAGCUCUCUGCCAGGAUUAGUCAACCAGACUGAUAAAGAGAAAGGGAUUUCGUCUGACAACGAAAGCGUGGCUUCAUGUAAUUCUGUUAAAGUGAACCCUGCAUCACAGCUGGCUGCUAGCGGAGCUCAGAGUACCCACCAGCAAGGAGUCAAGUACCCCGAUGUGGCUUCUCCCACUCUGCGCAGACUUUUUGGUGGCAAGCCUAGUAAACAAGUUCCCAUCACAACAGCUGAAAAUAUGAAAAACUCAGUAGUCAUCUCCAACCCUCACGCUACCAUGAACCAGCAGGGUAAUCUUGACUCCCCAUCUGGCAGUGGUGUGCUGAGCAGUGGGGGCAGCAGUCCCCUUUAUGGUAAAAACACAGAUCUCAACCAGUCUCCACUAGCUUCCAGCCCCAGUUCUGCACACUCGGCUCCUUCCAACAGUUUGACGUGGGGUACCAACGCUAGUAGCUCUUCUGCAGUUAGCAAGGAUGGCAUUGGAUACCAGUCUGUCAGCAGCCUUCACACCAGCUGCGAAUCCAUAGACAUCUCCCUGAGCAGUGGAGGUGGGCUGAGCCAUAACUCCUCCAGUGGCUUGAUUCAAGCCUCCAAGGAUGAUUCUCUGACUCCCUUCAUCCGAACCAACAGUGUUAAGACUACAUUGUCUGAAAGCCCUCUUUCUUCCCCUGCUGCUAGCCCCAAAUUCUGCCGAAAUACUUUGCCCAGGAGACAGGACAGUGACCCACAUCUUGAUAGGAACACUUUGCCUAAGAAGGGACUCAGGUAUACUCCAUCCUCCCAGCUCCGUAGUCAAGAGGAUGCAAAGGAAUGGCUCCGGUCCCAUUCAGCAGGAGGAUUGCAGGACACUGCUACCAAUUCUCCAUUUUCAUCUGGAUCCAGCAUAACAUCACCAUCUGGAACUAGAUUUAACUUCUCGCAGCUUGCAAGCCCCACAAGUGCAGCACAGAUGAGCCUGUCCAACCCCAGCAUGCUGCGCACGCACAGCCUGUCCAACGCAGACGGGCCCUACGACCCCUAUGGCGACACACGCCUCCGCAACAGCUCCAUGUCCCUGGAUGAGAAGAGCCGCACCAUGAGCCGCUCCGGCUCCUUCCGCGACGGCUUCGAGGAGGAAUCCAUGGAAAAUGCAAGUAAAGAAAAUUUCAUUUCAAUACUUAUUUCUUCAAUACAUUUUGCACUUAUAUUCAUUGUGCUUAUUUUCUUUCCUUUAGUGCAUGGUUCUUCUCUCUCUUUGGUGUCCAGUACAUCAUCUAUUUAUUCCACACCUGAAGAGAAGUGCCAGUCAGAGAUUCGCAAGCUGCGGAGAGAAUUGGAUGCAUCCCAAGAAAAAGUGUCAGCUCUGACAACUCAGCUGACUGCUAAUGCUCACCUGGUGGCAGCAUUUGAGCAGAGCCUGGGGAACAUGACGAUCCGACUGCAGAGCCUGACCAUGACAGCAGAACAAAAGGACUCGGAACUGAAUGAGUUACGGAAGACAAUUGAACUCCUGAAGAAACAAAAUGCUGCUGCUCAGGCUGCCAUCAAUGGAGUCAUCAACACACCUGAGCUUAACUGCAAAGGUCCUGGAGCUGCUCAGCCCACGGACCUGCGGAUCCGGAGGCAGCACUCCUCAGACAGCGUCUCCAGCAUUAACAGUGCUACUAGCCACUCCAGUGUGGGCAGCAACAUUGAGAGUGACUCCAAGAAAAAGAAGAGGAAGAAUUGGGUCAAUGAGUUACGCAGCUCCUUCAAGCAAGCUUUUGGGAAAAAGAAAUCUCCCAAGUCGGCAUCUUCUCAUUCAGACAUUGAGGAGAUGACUGAUUCUUCCUUACCUUCCUCACCAAAGCUACCACACCACAACACCACUGUUUCAACACCACUGCUGAGAACUUCCCACUCCAAUUCCCUUAUUUCUGAGUGCACUGACAGUGAGGCUGAGACAGUGAUACAGCUGCGAAACGAGCUGCGGGACAAGGAGAUGAAGCUGACGGACAUUCGCCUGGAAGCCCUCAGCUCUGCCCACCAGCUGGACCAGCUCCGCGAGGCCAUGAACAGGAUGCAGAGUGAGAUUGAAAAGUUAAAAGCAGAGAACGAUCGGCUGAAAUCUGAAAACCAUGGCAGCUGUAGCAGGGCUCAGUCUCAGGUUUCCAUCUCCUCCUCCCCCAGACACUCAGUGGGUCUCUCUCAACACAGCCUGAACCUCACGGAGUCAAUCAGUCUUGACAUGCUGUUGGAUGACACUGGAGAUGGCUCUGGCCGGAAAGAAGGAGGCAGGCAUGUCAAAAUACUUGUCAACUUCCAGGAUGAGAUGAAAUGGAAGGAGGAUUCCAGGCCUCGCACCUUCCUCAUAGGCUGCAUUGGAGUCAGUGGGAAGACCAAGUGGGAUAUUCUGGAUGGGGUUGUAAGACGCCUGUUUAAGGAGUACAUCAUCCAUGUGGAUCCUGUGAGCCAGCUGGGGCUCAACUCAGACAGUGUUCUGGGCUACAGCAUCGGGGAAAUCAGGCGCACCAACAGUGCAGAGACCCCAGAGCUGCUGCCCUGUGGGUACCUGGUUGGAGAAAACAACACCAUCUCAGUUACUAUCAAAGGUAUCUGUGAGAACAGCCUGGAUGGGCUGGUGUUCGAGUCGCUGAUCCCCAAGCCCAUCCUGCAGCGCUACGUGUCCCUGCUGAUGGAACACAGGAGGAUCAUCCUGUCUGGCCCCAGUGGCACAGGCAAAACCUACCUGGCCAACCGCCUGUCUGAGUACAUGGUCCUCAGGGAGGGCAGGGAGCUGGCUGAGGGCACCAUUGCCACCUUCAACGUCGACCACAAAUCCAGCAAGGAACUCCGCCAGUACCUGUCCAACCUGGCAGAUCAGUGCAACAGUGAAAAUAAUGCUGUGGAUAUGCCUCUUGUCAUCAUUUUGGAUAAUUUGCACCAUGUUAGCUCCCUAGGAGAAAUUUUUAAUGGACUCCUAAACUGCAAGUACCACAAAUGCCCAUAUAUUAUUGGCACAAUGAACCAAGCCACCUCCUCCACACCUAAUCUUCAACUUCACCAUAAUUUCAGAUGGGUGCUGUGUGCAAACCACACUGAGCCAGUCAAAGGCUUUCUUGGCCGUUUCCUGAGAAGAAAACUGAUUGAAACAGAGAUCAGUGGCAGGAUGAGGAAUGCAGAGCUGGUUAAGAUUAUUGAUUGGAUUCCCAAGGUCUGGCAACAUUUGAACAAAUUCUUGGAGGCUCACAGCUCCUCUGAUGUUACUAUUGGUCCACGGCUCUUCCUCUCCUGUCCAAUAGAUGUAGAUGGUUCUAGAGUUUGGUUUACUGACUUGUGGAAUUACUCCAUCAUUCCAUAUCUUCUGGAGGCAGUAAGAGAAGGGCUACAGUUGUAUGGGAGGAGAGCGCCCUGGGAGGAUCCUGCCAAGUGGGUAAUGGACACCUACCCCUGGGCAGCCACCCCUCAGCACCACGAGUGGCCUCCUCUGCUCCAGCUGCGGCCCGAGGAUGUGGGCUUUGAUGGCUACUCUGUGUCCCGGGAAGGCUCCACCAGCAAACAAGUUCCAGUCAGUGAUGCUGAAGGAGAUCCUCUGAUGAACAUGCUAAUGAGACUGCAGGAGGCAGCCAACUACUCCAGUCCCCAGAGUUACGACAGUGACUCCAACAGCAACAGCCAUCAUGAUGACAUCCUGGAUUCCUCUCUGGAGUCAACGUUGUGAUCUCCCUCAGACAGAGGUCAUUUCCACUUGGCAGGAGCCCUGAUCACAGACUCAUGAAAAGAACAUGUUCCUGGGCUAAGGAUCUCAGUAUUAGAGCUGCAAGAACAAGACAUUUGGAGCAAUCUUGAACCUGGGUGCAGGCAACCCAAGUGACCUUUGUAUGUUUUUUUCUUUUGACGAUGAUGAGAACUGCACUACUCCUUUGUUUCCUUCUUUUUAGUUGCUGUAAGCUCUCAUGCUUAAGAUCCUGAAGAUGUUAAAAAUAAUCAUCAUUACUAAGUCAAAGGGACUGGGGUGGGGGGCAACUUCACAGCUGUGAAGCAAACAGCUUUGUGCCAUGUACUUUCUGGAAAGAGAGGGGAAAGGGAAUAUUUGCCUAUGCUGCUUCUGAUCAAACACAUUUAUGUGAGGGCUGGACUUUUACCAAUCAGCUUCAUGGAUUAAACUCAGCUUCAUGUAGUUCUGGUGCUAUAACAAUAUCGCUUCUCUCAGUAAUAAUACUCAGUGAAGGCAAAGCUGCAAAACAGGGAAGUUUGAAUAAAUAUUAAAAAAAUAGAAAAGGAAA